Eupeodes corollae is the source of this 1823-nucleotide messenger RNA. RefSeq names its product synaptic vesicle glycoprotein 2C-like. NCBI's taxonomy places the organism in Eukaryota, Metazoa, Arthropoda, Insecta, Diptera, Syrphidae. Gene Ontology annotation, biological process: transmembrane transport. Gene Ontology annotation, molecular function: transmembrane transporter activity. The coding region runs from base 104 to 1696 and encodes 530 amino acids. The record is from RefSeq and is a predicted model, not a curated record. Gene Ontology annotation, cellular component: membrane. The transcript is spliced from 8 exons.
AAGAUUAUUCUAUAUUAUUAUUGCAAAAUUCUGUUCAUUUAUCUUCGAUGUGGAGUUCAUAGUAUUUUAUGCAUAAUACAUAUUUAACAAUCAAGUCGUCGAUAUGGCGUUGAGUGAUAAAGAUAAGACAGUCGAAAUAUUUACAGUCGAAGAUGAAAAAUACGACAAAAGUGAUGCCAUUCACUUCUCGGAUGCUUUGGAAAAGACAGGUUUCGGAAUAUUUAACUAUUCGAUAAUCUUGCUCGGAGGCGUAGUGAUGACUUGUACCUUAUAUGAAACAGCUUCAGUUGGUUUUAUACUCCCGAUUGCCGAAUGUGAUCUUAAUUUGACAAAUCGAGAUAAGGGCAUCUUGAGUACUAUUGGAUAUGUUGGAAUUAUUGUCAGUUCACAUAUGUGGGGAUUUCUGGCAGACACCAAAGGCAGACGAGCCGUAAUAUUACCUUCCCUGUUUAUGGGCUGUGCUGUGUCUAUAUUUUCCAGUUUUUCACCCCGAUUUUGGUUGCUUAUUGUUUUGAAAUUUACCAAUGGAUUUUUUAUUUCUGCAUCCUAUGCAACGUUUUUUGUAUACAUUGGAGAGUUUCAUAUUGAUCGUACAAGAACCGGAGCAAUUAUGGCAGCUUCGUGUAUAUUUUCGGUGGGGGCCAUGCUCUUGCCAGUAGUUGGCUGGGGAGUCAUCAAUCAGAAUUGGUCAUUGCCAUUGCCAUUUCUCGGAAUAGUCUACAAACCAUGGAGACUUUUAAUAUUAGUUUGUGCAUGUCCGGGAAUUCUUGCAGUUAUUAUCUUACUUUUUCUUCCGGAAAGUCCAAAAUUUCUUCUUUCCAUUGGUAAAAAAGAGGAAGCCAUCAAAGUAAUUAAGAAGAUGUAUAGGUGGAACAGAAAAAGUGGAGAUUUACAAAUUAAUGAUAUCAUCCCUGAAAAAGACACCACAGUCCAAAACUUAAGUGAACCAUCAAUAAAUACUUCCAGCAGUCUAUUAAAAGCUUUUUUAAACACGUUAUGGAAACAGACUGUGCCACUUUUUCAAAAAAAUUUACUCCUCUCUACCGUUCUUAUUUGUAAUAUUCAAUUUUGGAUGUACGUUACUAUUCAUGGAAUGUUCAUGUGGUAUCCCUUUAUCACCGAUAUUAUGGUAAACGCAAUGAGUAGCAAUUCAACAAGUAAUGCUACUAGAAUUUGUGAUGCGGUUCAUGCUAAUCAGUUAAAGCUUGUUACGGAAGAAGAUCAUCAUUGUGUUGAACAACUACAAGAUAAAACUUUUAUAUAUUCCGUUACGAUGGAGUUCUGUUUCUUUGUAGGAUUUAUUAUCAUUGGUUUAUUGGAUCGAAAAGUUCAAAAGAAUUGUAUUCUCUUUUCUUUAUUAUUUGUAUUUGGAGUUUGCGGGGUUCUGACAAAUUUUAUAUACAAUGCAACUGUGGCUUUAAUUGUGUUUAAUAUGUUUUUCCUAUCAGGAGCUGGAAUUCAAGUUUUAAGUGGAAUAACAAUCGAAUUAUAUCCGACACAUUUGAGGGGCAUGGCAGUUUGUAUCUCAAUGAUGUUUGGCCGUUUAGGUGGUGUUGCUGGGGCAAAUGCUGCCGGAUUUUUAUUGCCUUACAAUUGCGAGUUGACAUUUUAUAUUGCCGGAGCUGGACUGAUAGCAUCGGCGUUUUCAACUUUCUUGAUACCGAAAGUAACACACAGUGAAAAAAUGGUGUCAUAAAUCCUUAAAAUACAAAAAAAAAAACAAAUAUCGUUUUUACACUACUUGGUACAAUUUAUUUUGACAUAACGAAAGUGACGUAUAGGGUGUGACAAAAAAAUAAACGCACAUUAAAAAAUAAUGAAAA